Molecule: messenger RNA, 2720 nt
Organism: Phyllopteryx taeniolatus (common seadragon)
Lineage: Eukaryota; Metazoa; Chordata; Actinopteri; Syngnathiformes; Syngnathidae
Product: cytochrome c oxidase assembly factor 7
Exons: 3
Coding region: 343-1029 (228 amino acids)
Cellular component (GO): mitochondrial intermembrane space
Molecular function (GO): protein binding
Source: RefSeq, a predicted model, not a curated record
CCAGGAAAUAGAAAUUGCGGAAACGCGUCUACGGAAGCCUGUGUGGGACUGACAGGAAAGCUCAUGCUAAACGACACGCGCACUUACGUCUCCGUCCUUUUACUAUUAUAAAAUUUAAUAUUGUCGUAUUUAUACGUUAUUGUAUUUGUUUGAUGUCAAACAUAAAUCUCUCCUGGUGCGAAGGAUAGCUAAAAAGUGGUGCUGUUGAAACAAGGGCCAUAUGUAAUAGAGCAAGGUCACAACGACCAAGUGGGCGAGUACCAAGAUAAAUUCAAUUUAUCAUUGGAAGAAAAAAAACACAAAUAGUGGACAUCAAAAUGGCGGGACUCAUCAACUUUGAAGAUGAGAAAGAAGUGGAGCAGUUUCUGGACAAUCUGGGUGUGGAGUACAGCUACCAGUGUUACAAGGAUAACGACCCUGAAGUCAAUAUUUUUGUCAGGAUGCCAGAGGUUAGCAGACUACAUGGAAGGAGUGAAGCGAAACUACGAGGCCACUGCCAAAGUGCUCAAACAUAACUGUGACAAACAUACGCAUGCAGAGAGCUGCUACAAACUGGGGGCUUACCAUGUCACAGGCAAAGGUGGCAUGAGCAAGUGCCUGAAAAGUGCGUACUCGUGCUUCCUGCGAGCGUGCAAUGCCGGCGGGAAGAAGUCCAUCGACGCCUGCCACAAUGUGGGCCUGCUGGCUCACGAUGGGCGGGCAAUUGAGGGCGGCGCCCCCGACCUGGACGCCGCCCGCCGCUACUACGAGAAUGCGUGCGCGGGUGGCUUCGCCCCAUCCUGCUUCAACCUCAGCACCUUGUACAUUGAGGGCAACGCCAAAGGGGUCAAGCCGGACAUGACGACGGCGCUCAAGUACGCCAAGCGGGCCUGCGAGCUCGGACACGUGUGGGGCUGCGCCAACGCCAGCCGUAUGUACAGGCUGGGCGACGGCACUGAGAAGGACGACAAGAAGGCGGAGGAGCUGAAGAAUCGGGCACGGGAACUGCACGGUUUGCAAAAGGAGAAUCAGCUCAAAUUUGGGGAGUGAAAACAAAAGAAACGUGUAUGCGUGUGCUUUUAUGUGUGUGUGUGUCCAUCAUAAACUGAAAGUGUCAAAAAAAUCCAACAUAUCUGGUGAAUUUCUUAUACAGCACUUUUCAGGGUGUUGUGAAAGUCAUUGUACGAAAAGAGUAUGUAAAUGUAGCAAAGAAAGAAAACGUAACGAGGAACACAUUUUUCUUGUUGUAGAAGUUGUAUUAAGAGAUGAUAUAUUGCUUUACCAAGUUUUCGCAAAAAUUAUAUGUGAAGAACAAAAAGUUGGAAUGUUACAAGGAAACUGAAAAUUUUAAUUACGAGAAAAAGGUUCUAUUAAAGAAAAGUAUUAUGUGGAAAGUUGAAAGAAAACUGGUACUGUAAUAUGUACAAAGUGCAAUAAUAUGACAAAAAAGUCGUCUGAUUAUGUAAAAAAAUUCCGCAGUAUUGCAGCAAUUAUUUUUUUCAUAAAAGUUGUAAUAUUACUUGACAAGUUCUACUAUGACUAAAACGUAACAAUAUUACAAGAAAAUAGUAUGUAGUAAUAAUUUUGUUAAAAAUACGAUAAGAAAAGCUUUAAUUUUAGAAGAAAAAGGUUGUAAUAUUGCGUGCAAAUGUAUCAAUUUAAUGAGAACAAAUUUGUAAUGUUCAAAAAUGCAAAUCAGUCGCCCUUCGGCGAAACUCGUGCAGUGUUGCGAGUCGUGGCCCUGGUUGCGAUCCUAACGGAACCGCGAAGCACACAUAACAUUGUCGACGAGCUGAUCUGCUAAUGCAUUUUGUAUUAAUUAGGAAACGCGGCUACAAUGAUCUAAUUAGUUUACAUAAGUUAAUGUUAAAUGUAUUAAGCAAUGGAGCCCUGUUAAGGAUUAUGUCACAACACAGAAUGAACUAACUUCAAAUUAAAAAAUGGCAAUAAAAACAGAAAAAUAUUGUAGUUCAUAUUUUCCUGGAGGAUGCAUUUGGGAUUAGCCUUUCAAGUUGGUAAUAGUGAAAAAUGAAGUGAAGCUGACAAUCAUUUGAGUCAGUUAUUUUCCAGAAUGAGAUUGCUUAAAGAGGAGGAUGCUAUUCAUGUGGCACAGCUUAAAGCUGGCAUCAGGUGAAGGUGGAGAUGGGUGUUGGAGGCCAAAAGAAAAAAGCAAAUAAAUGAGGCCAAUUUUAAUCUUACAUUUGUACAUCAACAGGUACUUGAGCGGUGUAAAUAAAUGUUUUUCUGCGUGAAGAAAAUUUUUUGAUUUUGCCUUAUUGUAUUUAAUUAAUUAAGAAUUAAAAAUUCUCUUGCGGGGAUCCCACCAGACUCCCCCCCCCCCCCCACAAUGUUUUUUUUUUUGGUCACCUUUUUCAUGCCUUUGGUGUUUGCACGUCUGACUGUUAAUAGAAUAACAUGAGAAAAAUGUAAUAAUAUAUAAAUGGGGAAAAAAGUUGCACUGUAAUGUGAAAAAGUAAUGUAGGAGAAAAAAGUAUUAAAUUAUCAAACUAACAACUUCGUCAUUUGUCUCCAUUCAGGUAUCCAUUUGUUUUCGUUGAAUACCUGCAAAAAUGAUAGCGGACGAGUGCAGUUUUAGCCAUUUGACCACCAGAUGGCGCAAGAGUAAAAGGCAGGCUUUUGUAAUCCUCUGUUAAGCGAGUUGACCUUAUUUAAUUUGACCGUACAAGAAGUGACAGAGCCAUUUGUACGCUUUUCCCGAAAUGAGUUCACUGUCAAUAAAG